AUGGCUUUUAUAUUACUUUAUGUGGAUGACAUUUUGCUAAUCACUUCCUCUAAUGCUCUCCGUGACAGAUUUAUGUCUCAACUUUCACAAGAAUUUGCAAUGACCGAUCUCGGACCGCUCACUUAUUUCCUUGGCAUAUCAGUCACCCGCAACAAAAAUACCAUGUUUCUUUCUCAAGAAAAAUACGCCAAAGAAAUACUUGAACGAACGGGUCUUGCGGAUUGUAACCCAGCAGCCACACCUGUCGAUACCCAGCAAAAAUUGAGCGUUAACACCGGCACUCCGCUGGACAAUGUCACGGAAUACCGAAGUCUCGCUGGUGCAUUUCAAUAUUUGACUUUCACCCGACCCGAUAUCUCUUAUGCCGUUCAACAAAUAUGUCUUCACAUGCACUGCCCAACUACUUCCCAUAUGCAUGCUCUUAAACGUAUUCUUCGAUAUAUACGUGGCACAAUUCAUUACGGGUUACAUCUUCAACCGGCUCAACAAUCUUCUCUUGUCGCUUACACUGACGCCGAUUGGGGAGGCUGCCCCGAUAUGCGACGUUCAACCUCGGGUUAUUGUGUCUAUAUGGGAGACAAUCUCCUUUCGUAG
This is a messenger RNA of Helianthus annuus (common sunflower), 594 nucleotides long. RefSeq lists its product as uncharacterized. The transcript has a single exon. The record is from RefSeq and is a predicted model, not a curated record. Lineage: Eukaryota; Viridiplantae; Streptophyta; Magnoliopsida; Asterales; Asteraceae. The coding region runs from base 1 to 594 and encodes 197 amino acids.